Molecule: messenger RNA, 3612 nt
Organism: Miscanthus lutarioriparius
Lineage: Eukaryota; Viridiplantae; Streptophyta; Magnoliopsida; Poales; Poaceae
Source: the annotation of a GenBank genome assembly
AUGGCGGCGCCGGUCUCUAUGCUCCUGCUACUGCUUCACCUGGCGCGCGCGGUUGCUGCCGGGACAGACGACGAGGCAGCGGCACUGCUCGCGUUCAAGCUCGCCUCCGUGACUGCCGACCCGGCCGUCAGGCUCGCGAGCUGGGCCGAGCCUGACUCUACCUCUGGCUCCGGCUCGCCGUGCGAGUGGACCGGCGUCUCGUGUGCGGACGGCCGCGUCCGCGCGCUCAACCUCAGUGGCAUGUCCCUCGUCGGCCGCCUCCACCUAGACACGUUGCUGGCUCUCCCCGCGCUCCAGAGCAUCCUCCUCGGCGGCAACGCCUUCCACGGCAACCUCACCCACCGGGCCUUGCCUCGGCGGACAGCGCCGCCGUGCGUGCUCGUGGACGUCGACCUGUCGUUGAAUGCCUUCAACGGAACGCUGCCCCGGGCGUUCUUGGCGUCCUGCAGCAGCCUGCAGCUGCUGAACUUGUCCAGGAACACCCUUACCGGCGGGGGCUUUCCGUUCCCGCCGUCGCUGCGGACGCUUGACAUGUCCAGGAACAAGCUGUCAGAUACGGGCUUGCUGAACUACUCCCUGAAUGCCUGCCAUGGUAUUCAGUACCUCAACCUCUCGGCCAACCAGCUAACCGGACGGCUCCCUGAGUUUCCACAGUGCAGCCAAGUUUCUGUUCUUGAUUUGUCAGGGAACCUCAUGUCCGGCGCCCUCCCUGGCAGGCUUUUGACCUCAGCGCCAGCCAAUUUGACAUACUUGAGCAUUGCUGGGAAUAACAUCUCUGGGGACAUCUCCAGGUAUGAGUUUGGUGGUUGUGCAAACCUUGCUGUGCUCGAUUUUUCAUACAACAGACUGAGUGCCAUGGGGUUGCCACCAAGUCUUGCCAAUUGCCACCACCUGAAGGAACUUGAAAUGUCUGGGAACAAGCUUCUGUCGGGACGACUACCGAAGUUCCUGGGGGGCUUCCAAGCAUUGGGGCGACUUGCACUUGCUGGGAACAACUUCACUGAGGAAAUCCCAGAUAAGCUGAGCCUCUUGUGCGGAACGCUGGUUGAACUAGACCUAUCAAGCAACCAUCUGAUUGGUGGUUUGCCAGCAAGCUUCUCAAGAUGCAGAUUGCUUGAGGUUCUUGAUCUCAGCAGCAAUCAACUGUCUGGUGACUUUGUGGUUACAGUGAUCAGCAAAAUCUCUUCUCUGCGUGUGCUGAGACUGCCAUUCAACAAUAUCACAGGGACAAAUCCUUUGCCAACACUAGCAGCUGACUGCCCGUUGCUUGAAGUUAUUGAUCUUGGGUCUAAUAUGUUGGAAGGAGAGAUCAUGCCUGAAUUGUGUUCAUCUUUGCCAUCACUCAGAAAGCUGCUCCUACCGAACAAUUAUAUCAACGGAACUGUGCCACCAUCACUUGGCAGCUGCAGUAAUCUAGAGUCGAUGGACCUCAGCUUCAACCUUAUGGUUGGUCAGAUUCCGUCUGAAGUAAUGUUGCUUCCUAAGCUUGUUGAUCUGGUCAUGUGGGCAAACAAUCUCUCUGGUGAGAUACCAAACAUGCUAUGCUCCAAUAGCAAAACAUUGGAGACACUGGUCAUAAGUUACAACAACUUCACUGGAGUAAUCCCUCCAUCCAUUACCACAUGUGUGAAUCUCAUAUGGUUGUCACUUGCUGGCAACAAUAUGACUGGGAGUGUCCCCUCCGGCUUUGGAAACCUCCAGAAGCUUGCCAUUCUACAGCUGCACAAAAAUUCACUCUCUGGCCCAGUGCCAGCAGAGUUUGGUCACUGUAGCAACCUCAUCUGGCUUGAUCUCAACAGCAAUAACUUCUCUGGUGCAAUACCACCGCAGUUAGCAGCACAGGCAGGACUUAUAACUGGAGGUAUUGUUUCUGGGAAGCAGUUUGCAUUCCUAAGGAAUGAGGCUGGCAACAUCUGCCCUGGUGCCGGAGUGCUGUUUGAGUUCCUUGACAUUCGUCCAGAGCGGCUGGCCCAGUUCCCGGCUGUGCACUCAUGUGCCUCCACGAGGAUAUACACUGGGAUGACAGUAUACACCUUCAAUGAAAGUGGAAGCAUGAUCUUUCUUGAUCUCUCAUACAACAGCCUUACAGGUACAAUUCCGGCAAGCCUGGGGAACAUGGCAUAUCUUGAUGUCCUUAACUUGGGACAUAAUGACCUUACUGGUGCAAUUCCAGAUGCAUUCACAGGGUUGAAGGCGAUUGGUGUCCUUGACCUCUCACACAAUCACCUCACUGGUGUCAUCCCUGCUGGACUUGGGUGUUUAAAUUUCCUAGCAGACUUCGAUGUCUCUAACAACAACCUGACGGGUGAAAUACCCACGUCAGGGCAGCUCAUUACAUUCCCAGCAUCCCGUUUUGAGAACAACUCUGGCCUCUGUGGCAUCCCCUUGGAUCCUUGCAUGCACAAUGCCAGCACUGGAGGUAUUGCCCAAAAUUCCCGUAACGGGCGGAUGAAAUUUCUCGAAGAAUUCGUGCUCCUUGCAGUGUCGCUCUCAGUGCUCAUGAUGGCCACCUUGGUUGUCACUGUAUACAAGCUCAGGAGGCCCCGUGAAAGUAAAACUGAAGAGAUUCAAACUGGGUAUAGCAACAGCCUUUCAUCAUCCACCAGUAUAAGCUGGAAGCUUUCUGGUUCCCGCGAGCCACUAAGCAUCAAUUUGGCGAUAUUUGAGAAUCCAUUGAGGAAACUAACAUAUGCCCACCUGCAUGAGGCCACCGAUGGCUUCAGUCCGGAAGCUCUUAUUGGCACAGGAGGAUUUGGUGAGGUUUACAAGGCUCAGCUUAAGGAUGGCAGUGUUGUGGCUGUCAAGAAGCUGAUGCAUUUUACAGGCCAGGGCGACCGGGAAUUCACUGCAGAGAUGGAAACCAUUGGCAAGAUCAAACAUCGCAACCUCGUGCCAUUGCUAGGCUACUGCAAAAUUGGUGAUGAGCGUCUCCUUGUGUAUGAGUAUAUGAAAAAUGGAAGCUUGGAUGUCAUGCUCCAUGAAAAGGGCAAAACUGAUGCGAGUCUUGAUUGGGCAACAAGGAAAAAGAUUGCAAUUGGUUCGGCAAGAGGACUAGCCUUCCUCCACCAUAGUUGCAUCCCACACAUCAUACACCGGGACAUGAAGUCAAGCAAUGUGCUUCUUGAUGAUAACCUUGAUGCCUAUGUAUCGGAUUUUGGAAUGGCACGGCUUGUGAAUGCACUUGACUCGCAUCUGACUGUGAGCAAGCUCUUAGGAACACCUGGUUAUGUGGCUCCUGAGUACUUCCAGUCAAUUAUUUGCACAACUAAGGGUGACGUCUACAGCUACGGUGUUGUUCUUUUGGAGCUUCUCUCAGGGAAAAAACCAAUCAAUCCAACUGAAUUUGGUGAUAGUAAUCUCAUUGACUGGGCAAAGCAAAUGGUUAAGGAGGACCGAUGCAACGAGAUAUUUGAUCCUGUAUUGACCGAUACAAAAUCCUGUGAAUCGGAGCUGUACCAGUAUCUGACGAUUGCUUGCCAGUGCUUGGAUGAUCAGCCCAAUCGCAGACCUACAAUGAUCCAGGUCAUGGCAAUGUUCAAAGAGUUUCAGAUUGACUCAGGCAAUUUCUUCUUGGAUAGCAUCUCAAUCGAUUCAGAUAGAGGAAUCAUCUGA